This is a messenger RNA of Colletotrichum fioriniae, 1074 nucleotides long. Lineage: Eukaryota; Fungi; Ascomycota; Sordariomycetes; Glomerellales; Glomerellaceae. The record is from RefSeq and is a predicted model, not a curated record.
AUGGCCGGGUUCUUUGUCGCCCGCUUCUUCCUCGGUGUCACUGAGAGCGGUCUCUUUCCCGGAGUGGUGUACUACUUUUCAAUGUGGUAUAAGCGUCGCGAGAGACAGUUCCGCAUCUCCCUCUUCUUCAGCGCUGCCUCUCUUGCCGGUGCUUUCGGCGGUAUCCUGGCAUGGGGAAUUGGACACAUGAGAGUUGUAUGGAACAAUGGCUGGAGAUGGAUCUUUAUCUUGGAGGGUAUCGCAACCGUGGUCAUUGCUGUCGGCGCCUACUGGUUCAUUCAGAACUACCCCGACACAGCCAAGUUCGUUUCCGAACAAGAGCGCCGCUUUAUCAGGGCCAGAUUGGCUUCCGACAGCGAUGCCACUCAUAACGAGAAGUUCUCGUGGAGCAAUGUGAUGGACGCUAUCAAGGACCCAAAGUGCUGGUUGUACGGUCUUGGUUUCCACACCAUGAGCUUGCCGCUGUACACAUUCUCUUUGUUCAUUCCUACGAUCAUUAAGAACCUUGGAUACACCGCGGCCGUUGCCCAACUGCUCACUAUCCCCCCCUACGCGGUCGCCUUUGUCACAACAUUGACGGUUGCGAUCUACUCCGAACGCACCGGCCGCCGUGCCUUCUUCAUCAUGGGAUCAUCUGCGGUCGCAGCGAUUGGUUACAUCAUUCUUUUAGCCAACUCAGACCCCGUAGGGAAGCCUGGCGUCUCCUACCUUGGAACCUUCUUCGCAGCUGCGGGAAUCUACCCUGCCACCGCUCUCGUCCUCUCGUGGCCGGCAAUCAACGUCUCCGGGCAGACCAAGCGUGCUGUAGGCAACGCAAUGCAGAUCACCAUUGGAAAUUUAGGAGCCGUGUUGGGAACACAGUUGUAUCGUGCCAAUGAUGGUCCGAGGUACAUUGUCGGCCACUCUUUUGCUUUGGGAUAUCUUUUGGCAAAUAUCAUCGUCUGUGGUAUCUUGUACCUUGUGUUGAAGGGCGAGAAUAAGAGACGUGAGGCUAUUGCACCCGAAGUUCAAGCAAUUGGGGACUUGGAGGACUGGCCCGGUGACAAGGACCCUAGAUGGAGAUUCCAAUACUAG